This is a messenger RNA of Myotis davidii, 1332 nucleotides long. RefSeq names its product A disintegrin and metalloproteinase with thrombospondin motifs 7. Lineage: Eukaryota; Metazoa; Chordata; Mammalia; Chiroptera; Vespertilionidae. Gene Ontology annotation, biological process: proteolysis; extracellular matrix organization. Gene Ontology annotation, molecular function: metalloendopeptidase activity. Gene Ontology annotation, cellular component: extracellular matrix. The record is from RefSeq and is a predicted model, not a curated record. Bases 1 to 1332 code for a protein of 443 amino acids. The transcript is spliced from 10 exons.
AUGGGGUGCCCCGCAUGGGGCCAGGCCAGCCUGCAGGACACGUCCCGCCUCUGUCUGUGCAGGAAGGACCUCUGUACCAACAAGGACCAGCCCUGUGAGACCCUGGGCCUGGCCCACGUCGGGGGCAUAUGCCAGCCCCACCUGAGCUGCAGCAUCAGCGAGGACUCCGGCCUGCCCAUGGCCUUCACCGUGGCCCACGAGCUUGGGCACAGCUUGGGCAUCGUGCACGACGGGGUCGGCAACGAGUGUGACACGCAGGGCAAACAGCCCUUCAUCAUGUCCCCGCAGCUGUUCUACCACUCCCUGCCCCUCAACUGGUCCCAGUGCAGCCGCGAGUACAUCACCCGCUUCCUCGAGUGCCAGGCCCUGGAGGGGCCCCGGGGACUCGUGGGGCACUGGCUGGGCGGGGGGAAAGGGGGUGCCCGGGGAGGGGGUCAGCUUGUGGCCCUCACCCCCCUCCGGCAGGACCCCUGCGGGAUGCUCUGGUGCUCCGUGCUCCGCGCCUGUCAGACCAAGAAGGACCCAGUGGUGGACGGCACCACGUGCGGGGAUCAAAAGUGGUGCCUGGGCGGGGAGUGCGUGCCGUUGGACGUGCAGCCCGAGGUGGUGGACGGCGGCUGGUCGGGCUGGAGCGCCUGGUCCACCUGCUCGCGGAGCUGCGGAGCGGGCGUGCAGGGCUCGGAGAGGCAGUGCACAGAGCCUCAGCCCAAGAACAGGGGCAGGUACUGCGUGGGCGAGCGGAAGUGGGAGCCCCAGCCGACCGACCUGACCCCCUGCGAGCUGCACUGCAAGCCCGAGGGCGAGUCCUUCAGCGACAGGUUCCGGGACGCCGUGUUGGACGGCACGCCCUGCUACGAGGGCCGCCGGGGCAACCGAGACGUCUGCAUCAACGGCAUCUGCCAGAACGUGGGCUGCGACUAUCAGAUCGACUCCCGCGCCGUGGAGGACCGCUGUGGUGUGUGCGGGGGCAACGGCUCCACCUGCCACACCCUGAGCUGGGUGUUCCAGGAAAAUGGGCCCAACGGGUACGUGGACGUGGGGCAGAUCCCGGCCGGCGCCCGUGAAAUCCUCAUCAAGGAGGUGGCCGAGUCCACCAACUUCCUGGCCCUUCGGGGCGGGGACCCGGGGAAGUACUACCUCAACGGAGGCCUGAAGAUUCAGUACGUCGGCGACUACCAGAUCGCAGGCACCACGUUCACCUACGAGCGCGACGGCAACUUGGAGAAGCUCACGUCUCCCGGCCCCACCAAUGAGUCCAUCUGGAUCCAGGUGGUGGGCCGAUCGGUGGCACCCUUGCUCCAGAUCCUGCGGGCCCGGGGGCGUCGCCACUGA